GGGGCGGUGAUGGCGGGGGGCGGGCGGCGGGCGCGGCCGUCAGGAGGUGGCAGAGCCCGCGGCCCCCGGGAGCUGCACGGCCCGGCCCGGCCCGGCCCGGCCCGCGGCGAAGAUCACUGAAGUUUAAUGACACUGUCAUCAGGAGUUUGGUUGCAAAACAGGGAACUCCUUCCCUUUCUCCUCUCCCAGAGCCUGCCUGGAGCUGCUGCUGGCACUGCUGGAGUCCAUGGCACACACCAUGCCCCCCACACCAGCGGGGCCCCUCGGCUCCCAGUACUGCGUCUGCAAAGUCGAGUUGUCUGUCUGUGGCCAAAACCUUCUGGACAGGGAUGUCACCUCCAAAUCCGACCCCUUCUGUGUCCUCUUCAUGGAAGUCAAUGGGAAGUGGGUGGAGCUUGACAGGACAGAGACAGCUGUGAACAACCUCAACCCAGCUUUUGCUAAGAAGUUCAUUGUUGACUACCACUUUGAGGAAGUGCAGAAGCUGAAGUUUGCCCUGUUUGACCAAGACAAGUCGAGCAUGCAGCUCUAUGAGCAUGACUUCCUGGGUGAAUUCUCCUGCACACUGGGCAUGAUUGUCUCCAGCAAGAAAACCACAAGGAGCCUGCUCCUGGGGAAUGGCAAACCUGCUGGGAAGGGGAUGAUAACGAUAGCUGCCCAGGAGCUCUCAGAUAACAGGGUGAUUACUCUGAGCAUGGCUGGCAGAAAACUGGACAAAAAGGACCUGUUUGGAAAGUCAGACCCCUUCUUGGAGUUCUACAAACCAGGUGAUGAUGGGAAGUGGAUGCUGGUUCACAGGACAGAGGUGAUCAAGUACACACUGGACCCUGUCUGGAAGCCCUUCACUGUGCCUUUGGUGUCACUGUGUGAUGGAGAUGUGGAGAAGCCAGUCAAGGUGAUGUGCUAUGACUAUGACAGUGAUGGAGGACAUGACUUCAUUGGGGAGUUUCAGACCUCAGUGGCCAGGAUGUGUGAAGCCCAGGAUGCCUUUCCACUUGAGGUGGAGUGCAUCAACCCCAAAAAGCAGAAGAAGAAAAAGAAUUACAAGAACUCUGGGAUCAUCAUUGUCAAGUCCUGCAAAAUCACAAGAGAUUUCUCCUUCCUGGACUACAUCCUGGGAGGAUGCCAGCUGAUGUUUACAGUUGGGAUUGACUUCACAGCCUCCAAUGGGAACCCACGGGACCCCUCCUCAUUGCACUAUAUCAGCCCCAUGGGGACCAAUGAGUACCUGUCAGCUCUCUGGGCUGUUGGACAGAUCAUCCAGGACUACGACUCAGACAAGAUGUUUCCUGCUCUGGGAUUUGGUGCCCAGCUCCCACCAGACUGGAAGGUAUCUCAUGAGUUUGCCAUCAACUUCAACCCCACAAACCCCUUCUGUUCAGGUGUGGAGGGCAUUGUCCAAGCAUACUCAGCCUGCCUGCCCCACAUCCGCUUCUAUGGACCCACCAACUUCUCCCCCAUCAUCAACCACGUGGCUCGGUUUGCAGCUCAGGCCACCCAGCAGCAGGCAGCAGCUCAAUACUUCAUCCUCCUCAUCAUUACGGACGGGGUGAUCAGUGACAUGGACGAGACGAGGGACGCCGUGGUGCAGGCAUCCAAGCUGCCCAUGUCCAUCAUCAUCGUGGGGGUGGGCAAUGCUGACUUUGCUGCCAUGGAGUUCCUGGAUGGGGACAGCCGUGUCCUGCGCUCCCAGACAGGCGAGGAGGCCCUGAGGGACAUCGUGCAGUUCGUGCCCUUCCGCGACUUCCGCAACGCCCCCAAGGAGACUCUGGCCAAAGCCGUGCUGGCAGAGCUGCCCCAGCAAGUGGUUCAGUACUUCAAGCACCAGAACCUCCCACCCAUCACCUUGGACCUGGGCUGAGCCAGGCUGUGCCCCCUGCAUGUCGCUGGUGCCCAUUGGUUCCACCAGCAGCAAAUGUUCCACAUGCUUUUAAAAGAAGAACACCCUCCCUGAAACACUUUGUACUUCUUAAUUUAAUUGCUAAGUUCUUAAAAUUCAUCCCAGAGAAGUGUCUGGAUCCAUUUUGUACAGUCCCAGAUCAAUGUAACCUGAAGUGGCCAGGCCUGGUCCUGUUCUCUUGAGUCACUUUUCAGUAUUGAAUGUACUUUGUAUAACUUCAGUGGAACAGGAUACAAAUUUUACAAUCAAAACUUGCUUUUCCCAAGCCAUUAAGUGCUUAAUAUGUUACCAUCCAAUGAACUGGCCAUUGUAUAGUUGUACCUGUUGUACCUGUACCUCUGUCAUGCUCUAUGUUCAUUUUUAUACUGUGUACAUGUUAUAUUUGUUAUACUCAGGUUAAUAAAUAAUCUUGGACAUUUAA
This is a messenger RNA of Calypte anna (Anna's hummingbird), 2321 nucleotides long. It is a transcript of the gene CPNE2, whose product is annotated as copine 2. The record is from RefSeq and is a predicted model, not a curated record. Gene Ontology annotation, molecular function: calcium-dependent phospholipid binding. NCBI's taxonomy places the organism in Eukaryota, Metazoa, Chordata, Aves, Apodiformes, Trochilidae. Gene Ontology annotation, cellular component: plasma membrane. The coding region runs from base 227 to 1861 and encodes 544 amino acids. Gene Ontology annotation, biological process: cellular response to calcium ion. The transcript has 17 exons.